This is a messenger RNA of Anarrhichthys ocellatus (wolf-eel), 2118 nucleotides long. RefSeq names its product NSFL1 (p97) cofactor (p47) (gene nsfl1c). Gene Ontology annotation, cellular component: nucleus; cytosol. The record is from RefSeq and is a predicted model, not a curated record. Gene Ontology annotation, biological process: Golgi organization; membrane fusion; autophagosome assembly. The transcript has 9 exons. Lineage: Eukaryota; Metazoa; Chordata; Actinopteri; Perciformes; Anarhichadidae. Bases 58 to 1182 code for a protein of 374 amino acids. Gene Ontology annotation, molecular function: ubiquitin binding.
AUCUGUUGCUUGUUUCCCCUGGUGGAGGCGGACGAGUUGCUGGAGGAGCAAAUCAAAAUGGCGAGCCAAGAGGAGUCUGUGAGGGAGUUCGUCGCCGUUACCGAUGUGGAUGAGGAGAGGGCCCGCUUUUUCCUUGAGUCCGCCGGCUGGAAUUUGCAGCUUGCACUCGCCAGUUUCUUCGAGGAUGGAGCUGAUGACGACAUAGUGACUCUUCCUCAACCUGAGAUCGGCUCCUCGGUGUCCCGGUCUGCUGGGCCCAGCGCUCAGCCCAGAGUGACGUCCUUCAGAGAUAUGAUGCAUGAGGCAGAGGAUGAGAGUGAUGAGGAGGAAGGCCAAAGGUUUUUCGCGGGGGGCUCAGAGCGCAGUGGGCAGCAGAUCGUCGGACCUCCCAAGAAGAAGAGCUCCAACGAAGUGGUGGAGGAUUUGUUCAAGGGGGCGAGGGAACAUGGGGCUGUGCCGCUGGACAAGCCUGGGAGAGGCCCAGGGGAGAGCAGCAAAGCCAGGGCCUUCAUUGGUGGCGGCUACAGGCUAGGCGCAGCUCCCGAGGAGGAGUCAGCCUAUGUGGCUGGAGAAAGGCACGGCUCCAAAAGCCAGCAGGAUGUCCACGUGGUGCUGAAGCUGUGGAAGACCGGUUUCAGUCUGGAUAACGGUGAGCUCAGAAACUACAGCGAUCCUGGAAAUUCCAACUUCCUCGAGGCAAUCAGAAGGGGGGAGAUUCCCCUGGAGCUGAGGCAGCGGUCCCGAGGGGGCCAGGUCAACCUAGACAUGGAGGACCACAGGGACGAGGACUUCUCCAAACCCAGGAUGGUGUUCAAGGCCUUCGGUGGCGAAGGACAGAAGUUGGGAAGUGUCACCCCAGAUUUGGUUGAAGCUCCGGCCACCUAUCAGCAGGAACAGGCCGCCAGCGAGGCCCAAGCGAGCACCUCCGUGACGCUGGACUCCUCCCAGCCCGUCACUAACAUUCAGAUCAGACUGGCCGACGGCGGCAGGCUGGUCCAAAGGUUCAACUACAGCCACAGGGUGUCUGAUGUGCGCCAGUUUUUGGUGGGGGCCCGGCCCGCCAUGGCUGCCAGAGAGUUUGUCCUCAUGACCACCUUCCCCAACAAGGAGCUGUCGGACGAGGGCCAGACGCUGGAGCAGGCUAACCUCCUCAACGCAGUCAUCGUCCAGCGGCUAAAUUGAGGGGGGGAGAGUGUAAGACCAACCCUUCCCCUCCACCCCCCCCCCCUCCACCCGGUGGUGUGGCUGAGUAACUGCAGCCCUGUGAAAGCUGCUGCCCCUUCUGAGGGAGGAGAAAACACAGACUUAUGUUUGGACUUCUAAUUUCUGAUUUAUGUUGUUUUUCUAAAGUGAAACAUAACAUUCUGUUAUGGGGGGGGUGUUUACCUGACAGCACUAGAUGGUUUAACCCAAAAAAAUGCAGCAGCAGUCCAGCUUCCCGCAGAAAUGUUCACUAAACCCGGCUCUCUUUUCUCCUUUAACACGCUCCCCACUUUUUUCGUCUUCUAUUAACCUUCAUUUGGCCCUUCAGCUAGUUUCAGGUGCUGGGGCCUCACCAGAUCCAUGCAAAGGCAGAUUCCCCGUCUGUUUGUCCGUCUCAAUGGCACAAACCAGACCCACAUAGGGAAUACUCGUCUUAAGAAGGCAAAAGUACAUGUUGACAAUGUGCUUUUGUGCAAGCUUCCAUCUCACUCCACAUAUUCUAUGUGGAGUGAGAUGUGUAAUAGUGUAACAAAACACAAGGGGGGGGUUCUCCAACCAACCUAUACCGGUAGCCUUACGCUCCUUCCUCCAGCUCCAUCACCACACCUGUCCCUUUGUUCAAAUGAAGAUGGAAUUAUUUUUUUAAACCCCCCCCUUCCCUUUUACAGACUGUAGGGUUGUCCCAGUUAGACGGUGGCAUUUUGAUAUUGUGUGACAUGACGAACAGUUACACGCGGCUUUAUAGUCAAACCAAUGGUUGAGCAAAAGAACAUUUAGAUUGUAAACGCUGGUUUGUAGAAGUGGAAGUUGAAUUCCUGCGACGACACUGACACCUUCUAUGCAUCCUGGGGCGACACAGAAAUAUGUUUGGACCUCUGGUGAAAUAAAUCCAUUUUAUGGUUGAUGUAUAAAGAA